AUGCGCAUCUCUCAGUUAUUUGCUGUGACUACUUGCGUCACCAGUGUUCUCGCUUGUGCGAAGCAUGAUAAUCACUAUUCGCUUAAAAACAAGAAGCGACACAUUGACCCCCGCGCCGAUCCCGGAAGCAAAGACUGGGCUUAUGAAGCUUCUUACAACUGGGGCCGCAUCAACCCUGACUAUCAUCUCUGUCAAACGGGAACCCAGCAAUCACCCAUUCCAAUCGCGCUGAAACAGGGUCUAUCCCUCGAGCAUCUGAUCAAACAUUGGGGCUACCCUGACGAGAUCACCGGCAACUUCUUCAACUGGGGCUACGGACCAGCCUUCACCGUCCAAAACGAAGAUGGCAUCUGGACCCAGAACCCAUCCUUCAGCUUUGACAACGAGACAGUCUACCUGAAAGGCUGGCACAUCCACGCUCCCGCCGACCACACAGUCGAACGUCAUCGCUCAAGAGCAGAGCUUCAUCUCGUCCACGUCAACGAACAAGGCAAGGAGCGCGCCGUGCUGGCCAUUCGUCUAGACCCAGGAAAUAAAGAGAACAGUUUCUUGGCACAGCUGCCCAAGAUGAUUGGGUUCAAUGAGACGGAGACUGCAGAAGAGACGACGCUUAAUCACAAGUUGCUUCUAGAGAGUGUACAGUAUUUUGACGAGUUUUGGACUUAUGAGGGGAGUUUGACUAGUCCGCCUUGUACGGAGGGUAUUCGGUUCUUUAUUGCGAGGCAAAUUAUGUUUACGAGCGUGAAGCAGAUGAGGGAUAUCUUGGGAGCGUCGACUUAUAGUGCGAGGGAGGAGCAGUUGGUUUGGCGCCAUCGGAUCAAUGUUUAG
Fusarium coffeatum is the source of this 828-nucleotide messenger RNA. RefSeq lists its product as uncharacterized. Lineage: Eukaryota; Fungi; Ascomycota; Sordariomycetes; Hypocreales; Nectriaceae. The record is from RefSeq and is a predicted model, not a curated record. The transcript has 2 exons. The coding region runs from base 1 to 828 and encodes 275 amino acids. Gene Ontology annotation, molecular function: carbonate dehydratase activity; zinc ion binding.